This is a messenger RNA of Oncorhynchus tshawytscha (Chinook salmon), 2944 nucleotides long. RefSeq names its product maternal embryonic leucine zipper kinase-like. Gene Ontology annotation, molecular function: ATP binding; tau-protein kinase activity; protein serine/threonine kinase activity. Gene Ontology annotation, cellular component: cytoplasm. Gene Ontology annotation, biological process: protein phosphorylation; intracellular signal transduction; microtubule cytoskeleton organization. The record is from RefSeq and is a predicted model, not a curated record. The transcript is spliced from 19 exons. The coding region runs from base 188 to 2182 and encodes 664 amino acids. NCBI's taxonomy places the organism in Eukaryota, Metazoa, Chordata, Actinopteri, Salmoniformes, Salmonidae.
CACCGGAAGUAGGACAUUGCGUCACUGAAGUGGAGAAUUCAAACUUCGACAACAGGACAUCACUGAGCGAGAGGGCUGUAAAUAUUACAAAUACCCAAGUAUAUAUUUCCACAUUCGUGAUUAUUUUUUGCUUUCCUCACUAUAUCCAAGUGUUGUAUUUGAGCUGGAAGGCUGUGUUUUCGGUGAGAUGGACAGCGCGGCGGAACUCCUCAAGUACUAUGAAGUCUACGAGACCAUCGGCUCGGGAGGCUUUGCUAAGGUCAAGCUGGGUCGCCACAUCCUGACGGGAGAGAAGGUGGCCAUUAAAAUCAUGGAGAAGAAGGAACUGGGGGAGGACCUUCCUCGUGUGAAGGUGGAGAUAGAGGCCAUGAAGAGUCUGAGCCAUCAGCAUGUCUGUAGACUGUACCACGUUAUCGAGACGGAUACCAGGAUCUACAUGAUCCUAGAGUAUUGUCCGGGAGGAGAGCUGUUUGACUACAUCAUCGCUAAGGACCGUCUGUCUGAAGAGGAGACCAGAGUGUUCUUCAGACAGAUCGUCUCAGCUCUGGCCUACGUCCACAGCCAGGGGUACGCCCACAGAGACCUGAAACCGGAGAACCUGUUGAUAGAUGAAGAUCACAACCUGAAACUGAUAGACUUUGGUCUCUGUGCCAAACCAAAGGGGGGUCUGGGAUAUGAGCUGAUGACCUGUUGUGGAAGUCCAGCCUAUGCUGCUCCUGAACUCAUCCAGGGUAAAGCCUACAUCGGCUCGGAGGCUGAUGUGUGGAGUAUGGGGGUGCUGCUGUUUGCUCUGCUCUGUGGAUAUCUGCCCUUUGAUGACGACAACUGUAUGGUCCUCUACAGGAAAAUCACCAGAGGUAGUUACAACAACCCUCAUUGGCUGUCUCCUGGGAGCAUCCUGCUACUCAACCAGAUGAUGCAGGUGGAUCCUAAGCAUCGUGUGACCAUCAGACAACUCCUAGACCAUCCCUGGACGAUGUCUGGCUAUGGCACCCCUGUAGAGUGGCACAGCAAGCAACCUUUGGGUUAUAUAGAUGAGGACUGCAUCACUGAGAUGUCCGUCAGCCUGAAGAUCUCGAGACAGAGCACCCUACAGCUGGUCAAUGAGUGGAAGUACGACCAGACCACUGCCACCUACCUGUUGCUGCUCUCUAAGAAACAGAGAGGGAAACCUGUCCGGAUCAGGCCUCAACUUCCUGUCUGUGAUGUCAUGUCCUGUUCACCUCAACGCCUGGGAGUACAGACUCUACUCUUCGAUGAUGAUGAUGAUGCUGAGGACCGUUGCUAUGACGACGACCUGCCCUGGGUUCCACUCACACCCCAGCAAGAGAGAGCGACAUGUCCAUCAACUGAAAAGAGGCGGGAUCAGACUAAACACGCCCCCACUCCGGAGAGGGAGCCAAUCGCACACCACCACCGUCACCAGGAGAGGCGGGACCGAUGCCGGGAACGGACCAAUGAAAACAAAGAGAACGUUGCCGUGGCCAAUAAGGAUGCAGAUAUAUUUGCUUUGCCCGCCCCCCGAUCCCCAGUAGCCAAUAGGAAGGCAACUCGGCCCAAUAAGAGGGUCUUGACGACACCAACCCAUAAUAACACCAACAAGGUUGGCAACAAGGUUGACACACCCCAAGGAGGAGGCAGUACUUGUAAGGACCCGUCGAAGAAGAGACCGAGGGAGAGAGUGGAAGGAAAGGAGGAAGAAGAGAUGGAGAUGCUGGCCUUCAGCCCAGAGAGAAGGUCCCGGUCGUUAGACCUGGCGGGGGCGUCUCGGGGGGACAGCAGCCAGAAGAGAAGGGGGGGGAAGGUUUUCGGCAGUCUGGAGAGAGGGCUGGAUAAAGUCAUCACCUUGCUCACACCCAGCAAGAGACGAGGGCUGCGGGACAGACCACGCAGGAUCAAGGCCCAGUAUAAUGUAACGUUGACCAGUCAGACCAACCCAGACCAGGUGUUGAACCAGAUCCUCUCCAUUCUACCGGAGAAACAUGUAGACUUCGCACAGAAAGGCUAUACUCUGAAGUGUCGCACCCAGGGGGACUUUGGGAAGGUGAACAUGGCGUUUGAGCUGGAGGUGUGUCUGCUGCACAGACCUGAGGUGGUGUGUGUGAGGAGACAGAGGCUGAAGGGAGACUCCUGGGUUUACAAACACCUGGUGGAGGACAUUCUCUCUACGUCCAGCAUCUAGACGUCACUAUUUCCUGUCGAUGAUGUCACAUCCUGUCCACGUUCCAGCACCUAAAGCCGGUGUCUUAACUAAUUCCAUGUUGGGCAGAGUGUCUGCAGGUUCACUCCUCCCCUCACCUGGUUGUCUAGGACCUCACCUGGUUGUUUAGGACCUCCCCCUCACCUGGUUGUCUAGGACCUCCCUCUCACCUGGUUGUCUAGGACCUCCCCUCACCUGGUUGUCUAGGACCUCCCCUCACCUGGUUGUCUAGGACCUCACCUCACCUGGUUGUCUAGGACCUCCCCUCACCUGGUUGUCUAGGACCUCCCCUCACCUGGUUGUCUAGGACCUCCCCUCACCCGGUUGUCUAGGACCUCCCCUCACCCGGUUGUCUAGGACCUCCCCUCACCUGGUUGUCUAGGACCUCCCCUCACCUGGUUGUGUCUAGGACCUCACCUGGUUGUCUAGGACCUCCCCUCACCUGGUUGUCUAGGACUUCAUACUGACACAUUAAAAAGUGAAAUAACUAAAACCAGCAGAUGACUGCCCUCCAUGGAAUGAGUUUGGACACCUUCUGAUCUAGUGCCUUUCGACAGAAGCACAGAUCCAGGAACAGUCUCCAUUUCCUCAACCUUAACUAGUGUAGUAUAAGUUAACUACUAGGGGGGGGGAUCUGCAUGAAAACUGACCUGAGAUCAGUGUCGUGUUUUAUAAGAUGACCACUUCCUCUCUUUUACAGGUGACAUUCCUUUCCUCCUUAAACAUGUGUCGCUUUGUAUUCCU